Messenger RNA from Physcomitrium patens, 1916 nucleotides. Its product is annotated as putative tetraacyldisaccharide 4'-kinase, mitochondrial. NCBI's taxonomy places the organism in Eukaryota, Viridiplantae, Streptophyta, Bryopsida, Funariales, Funariaceae. Gene Ontology annotation, biological process: lipid A biosynthetic process. The record is from RefSeq and is a predicted model, not a curated record. Gene Ontology annotation, molecular function: lipid-A 4'-kinase activity; ATP binding.
UCCAUUUUGCUGUUGGGUUUCAGGGCUUAGGGCUUUGGGUGUGUGUGUGGUGGGGUGUGUGUCUGUGUCUGUGUUGGUGAUGGUGUUGCUUAGAUCGCGUUGUUUCGUCACGAGCAGCAUGGUCUCGGGGUCCUCAUGCUCUGCCUUGUCCGUUUGUGAUCAAAAGGUCCUCUGAGUUGUGGGCUGCGAUGUGUUGGGUUUUGUGGCGGUCGUGGGAUUCUUGUUCCGAAGGUUGGUUUUGGGUUUCCUAUUGAAUGUGCGUGCGUGGUCUUUCUUUCAGGGUUAGGUUGGAAGUCAUGUCCGGCUUCGCACAGAGAAUUCGAUACGCUGUGUCGCGGAUUUCCGCAGUGGAACAGUAUAGUUUGAGUUCCUUGCCAGUUUUGGAGAGGUCUCUUGUGCCUGUUCUUUCAGUAGCGAGCACAUUUUACACAUUCGGCAUUCUUGUGCGACAGCUUCUUUACCAGCUCGGAAUCUUUGGUCGAACUAGACUCCCCAUACCCGUAAUUAGUGUCGGGAACGUCACAUGGGGCGGCACUGGAAAGACUCCUAUGGUGGAGUACCUGGCUCGUCACUACCUCGCCGCCUGCGUUUCUCCGCUCAUCCUCAGUCGGGGUUACAGAGGGGGUGAUGAAGUGCAUCUUCUUCAAAAGCACCUCCAAGAUACUCCUACAAGGUUUGGCGUUGGCUCUAACCGGACAAAGGUAGCACUUUCCAUUCUCCGACAUGAAGCUGAGCAAAGAAGCAACGGGCUCGCAUCAAUCAUUGGGUGGAAAGCAGAGAUUGGCGUCGCUAUCCUCGACGAUGGGAUGCAGCACUGGGCACUGGAACGUGAUCUGGAGAUUGUGAUGAUCAACUCUCUGACUUUGUGGGGCAAUGAGAGGCUUGUACCUAGGGGACCAAUGCGAGAAUCACUUGAAGCAAUCGAGCGAGCACAUGUGGUAGUUCUUCACCAUGCUAAUUUGGUGCUCGAUGACCAGCUGAAAUCCAUAAGGGAGACAAUAGAUCCCUUCUUGAGAAAGGGUUCCAUCGUGCUAAGCAGUCACAUGCGCCCACUUUGCAUCUAUAGGUAUACGAAGUCUAGUUACUUACCAUCAGAGUUACCUUUAUUGGAAGUCAAGGGCGCUGUAACCCUUUGUGUGUCAGCAGUUGGGUGUCCUGAAUCCCUCGAUCUUAUCCUUUUACAGGUAGGAGCUUCUCAUGUUGAGCGGUUGGAUUUUGUUGAUCACCACAAGUUUAAGAACGAGGACUUGAAAGGAAUUGCAGAGGUGUUUAAGCAGCUGCAACUGAGAUUUCCACACCAGAGGGUGAUGCUUGUUACAACUGAGAAGGACUAUAUGCGGGAUCCAGCUGUAAUGAUCGAGCUCGGAAAUCUGGGAGAAGGCAUUUUUGUACUGCACUCAGCUUUGGAGAUAGUAGGCUGCCAUGGCAAUGACCAAUCUUUUAGAGAACUUCUGGGUUCUGUUUACCGCCAGCAGAACUCGAAACGGAUGAGACUAACCUCUUGAAUUUAUCUGAUCGCUUGAUGAUAUUAGCCGUUCCUGACGUCCUUCACAAGUGUCUAGACGCCGACUAGUAUUGUUGGGGAGGUAUUUUUUGCGAGCAUUCUAUGUUGAACGAAUGUAGCAGCAAAAUGUCGGUUUUGAACCGCUGAUUUGAUGAGAAAAGAGACCCUCUGCAGUGGAAUGUCAUGACGUUUACGUCAUUUGUUUACAUGCGAUGUCUUGAUAGUUCUAAAUCACUUUGCGCUUUAUUGUACGUCAGCGAAUACAAUGUGGAAAUGUGAUCAAUGUGACCUAUGCAUGCUGUGGCCGAUGUUUCCCAUUUUGGUGGGAAAUAUUUAUUUCUUACGAUUACUCUUUUAUAUAAAGGUUGUCAUUUUGCUAGUUUUCUGACACUGGAUCAGGAAACCUGUGGGA